Molecule: messenger RNA, 1375 nt
Organism: Aspergillus aculeatinus CBS 121060
Lineage: Eukaryota; Fungi; Ascomycota; Eurotiomycetes; Eurotiales; Aspergillaceae
Product: Clavaminate synthase-like protein
Exons: 1
Coding region: 47-1243 (398 amino acids)
Molecular function (GO): oxidoreductase activity
Source: RefSeq, a predicted model, not a curated record
GUUUCCAUCAACCAAAUUGUCUUGAAAGGCUGCGAAUUCAGCGAAAAUGGCCACAGUCACGGAAGAAAUUCAAAUCGGCGCGCUCUCACUCGACGGGCAACCGCCACGAGAUUUACUCAGUUUCGAGUCUUUCGAGCUCUCUGCAUCUAAUCAGCGUUCACUUGGGCCUCCCCACCCAAAAGGAACCGUGAUUCCGCUUGCCCUGCGUCCUACCCUGCACAGCACUUCUGAGAUUACCCUUGACAGUAUUAUCGCCACCAUCGAAUCUCUUCAGAGACAAGAGAACAGUCUUACGACGCAACUCGCACGCCACGGAACCAUCCUCUUCCGUGACUUGCCUAUCCGCAAUGCAGAGGACUUCAGUAGAUUUGCCCACGCUUUCGGCUAUAAACCACAUGAAAUUAUCGGGAUUGUGGUUGAUAGACCCCUUCUUGCGCCUAACGUGGCACCGGCCAAUGAGGCACCCAAGGAAGUUCUCAUCUACAACCACAACGAGUCUCCACAAGUCCCUCACGCACCCGAAUACGUCUUCUUCUAUGGCCACCGUGCACCAACGCAGGGCGGUGAAUCGCCAAUCUCCUCCUCCCUCGAGCUCUUCAACCGCGCUCAACGUGAGAUCCCGGAGUUCAUCGACGAAUUGGCUGAGAAAGGCAUCCUCAGUCGCGUGACGUAUAAAGUCGAACAGCAGUUCGCAGGCGGCUCGACACUGCGUCAGGCAUUCGGAAAGGAGUUUCAGCCAGGUGAUGACGAGGAAACCAAGCGUCGCAAGGUAGAGGCGCAGAUUGCGCGCUACGGACGAGGAGAAUACACCACCUGGGAAUGGUCAAAAGACGACGACGGCCAGACGCAGCUGGUUCUCACGCACCGCCUCCCUGCCAUUCGAACACAGCCGGGGACUAACCUUCCCACGCUCUUCACGGGUCUGGCGGCAUAUUGGAAGAGAUGGCAGGUCAACUCGGCUGCACGGAGAAAUGACACGCAGCAGCUCUUCGGGGACGGCAUGCCAAUUCCAGACAAGUAUCUGGCGCACUUGGCGAAGAUCACGGACGAGAUCCGGGUACUGCAUCGUUGGGAGAAGGGCGAUGUGCUGGUGUUUGAUAAUAUUGUGGCGCAGCACGGUCGGGAGCCGUGGCAGGGGGAGCAGUCGGAUCGCGUGGUCAUGGCGAGCUUGUUUGAUGGGGCAGCUGUUCCGGGGGCGUAUGGGUUUGGGGAAUGGGCCCAGGUGGUGCAGGCUGCGGAGUAGUUCUAGGUUUGAGGGAGUGAGUGGGGAUGCGACAUGCAUGCCAUAAGUCUGAGUCCAUUGUACUACAAUUCUGUGGUAACUCCAAUACCGAGCUUCUGGUGGAACAUGAAUUACCGGAUUUGGCAAUCCUGC